AAGGUGCCUUCAUUCGGCUGGGCAGCGAGCAGGGCUUUGAGAUCCCCCGCGGGGUUCUCCGGAACUGGAGGACAAUGCACGGUGGCCGAGGGGGUUCCCCAGUGGUGUGAACUAUGGGAGACGUUCGGCCCGAAAACCGGAGACUUCCCGGAGCCUCCUUCACCAUUGACUACCUGCUUUUUGACAAGGGGAGGGUGGGCCAUGGAGAUCCAGAAACCAGCAGCCAGCAAGAUCCAGGGGAAAGGAAGGAAGACACCGAGGCUGAACCAUCUCGGGGACUGGAGUCCGGGGACCUCCAGGAUAAACCCAACCAGUCUUACAUCGCCCUCAUCUCUACAGCCAUCCUCUCGUCCCCGGAGAAAAAGCUUCUGCUCUCGGAUAUCUACCAGUGGAUCAUGGACAACUACCCAUACUUCAAAAACAAGGAGAAAAGCUGGCGCAACAGUGUGCGCCACAAUCUCUCUUUGAACGAGUGUUUCGUCAAAGCGGGCCGGAGUGACAACGGGAAGGGGCACUUCUGGGCCAUCCACCCAGCCAACCUGGACGAUUUUGCCAAGGGGGACUACCACCGGCGCAGGGCCCGAAGGCGGAUCCGCAGGAUGGCCAUGAACUGCGGCUACUGCCACCCCUACCCCUUUUACGGACUCAGCUGCUGUCCCCCAGGCCGCUACUGCCUUUGCUGCCUGCCCUUUGGCCCCCCGGGCCUGGCUGCCGGCCCACCGACCCCUGGGCUUCCGGGCUUCCCUCCUCUCUUCCUCCCCUCGGCCGCAGUGGCCGCCUGGCCUCGCUCUUUCCUCUCUGGAGGCGGGGUGGCGAAGACGCCGGCUGAAAAACGGCACGGAUGGGCAGCUGUCUGGAGCCGGUCCUACCCGCCGAUCGCCACGGCAUUGACACACGCCAACCUCUGA
Messenger RNA from Pogona vitticeps (central bearded dragon), 908 nucleotides. RefSeq names its product forkhead box protein D4. Lineage: Eukaryota; Metazoa; Chordata; Lepidosauria; Squamata; Agamidae. Gene Ontology annotation, biological process: cell differentiation; regulation of transcription by RNA polymerase II; anatomical structure morphogenesis. The record is from RefSeq and is a predicted model, not a curated record. Gene Ontology annotation, molecular function: DNA-binding transcription factor activity, RNA polymerase II-specific; RNA polymerase II cis-regulatory region sequence-specific DNA binding.